Messenger RNA from Malurus melanocephalus (red-backed fairy wren), 752 nucleotides. RefSeq names its product scale keratin-like. Lineage: Eukaryota; Metazoa; Chordata; Aves; Passeriformes; Maluridae. The record is from RefSeq and is a predicted model, not a curated record. Gene Ontology annotation, molecular function: structural constituent of cytoskeleton. The transcript is spliced from 2 exons. Bases 85 to 552 code for a protein of 155 amino acids. Gene Ontology annotation, cellular component: intermediate filament.
CCGACACACAGCUCCUCACAUUGCCUUCCUUCCUUCAUUCACCUCGGUGAGAAAGUGUCUGCUGACCUCUUCCAUCCCUGCAAAAUGUCCUGCUACGACCUGUACCCCUCCUCCGCCUGCGGCGUCCUCCGUCCCCAGCCCCUGGCCGACAGCGCCAACGAGCCGUGUGUCCGGCAGUGCCCCGACUCCACCACCGUGAUCCAGCCUCCCCCUGUGGUGGUCACCUUCCCCGGCCCCAUCCUCAGCUCCUUCCCGCAGGAUUCCGUGGUGGGAUCUGCUGGAGCGCCCGUCCUGGGAGCCUCGGGGGCCUCCCUGGGCUAUGGGGGAUAUGGAUCCCUGGGCUAUGGGGGUCUCUAUGGGUAUGGGGGAUACGGAUCCCUGGGCUAUGGGGGUCUGUGGGGCUAUGGGGGCUCCUCCCUGGGCUAUGGGGGCCUGUGGGGCUGUGGGGGCUACCGUGGCCUCUAUGGCUCUGGCCGAGGCUUUGGCUCCGGCUACUGCAGCCCCUACUCCUGGUACGGCCGCUACGGCCGCGGCGGCUGCUGGUCCUGCUGAACCCCACGGAAAACCCUCUGGAUGAUGGAGAACAGCAAAAUGCAGAUUCUUCUUCCCUUUGAGCCUCCAUGGGUUCAGCUCCUGUUAUCCCCUGCUUUAWCCCCGGUGUGACUGAACGCAGUGACCGACUGAAGCAUCUUCCCGGCUCUGCCACCUCGCGUUCGUGUUCUUGGUGUUCUGAUGUUGUUUUUGCUCUUUUU